Molecule: messenger RNA, 1485 nt
Organism: Frankliniella occidentalis (western flower thrips)
Lineage: Eukaryota; Metazoa; Arthropoda; Insecta; Thysanoptera; Thripidae
Product: acyl-coenzyme A diphosphatase NUDT19
Exons: 4
Coding region: 317-1477 (386 amino acids)
Cellular component (GO): mitochondrion
Molecular function (GO): hydrolase activity, acting on acid anhydrides, in phosphorus-containing anhydrides
Source: RefSeq, a predicted model, not a curated record
AAUUAAUCCCUACAACAACAACGCAAAUCUGCAAACCUGUUGAGUGGCGCUAAGUUUGAAAAGUGGAAACGACCAAGGUUUCGGUGUUGAGAUGACUGCUAGACGUAGUCUGCUGCUCUCAAAAAGUUUGAUUGGAAAUUUUGCUUAGCUUAGCAAUGUAGUUGGUGUUUCUCUUUGUUUGUGCUCUCUCCUGAUUGUUUUCAAUUGGAUUCGGUUCACUUGUCAAACAAAUGCUACUUGUUACUCUAUUUAUCUAUAAACUAUAUAAGAGUCCUGUUCCGACAUUAUUUAUCAUAGGUUAGAAAUUGUUUAUGUCAUGAAUUCUAAAGCGUGGAAGGUGUCAGCUAGCAUAAUCAUUGCCUUGCGGUCGACCGUGUCGCGUGAUUCUACACCAAAGGUGGAAUGCCCGAAUAGGAUUUCCCGAGGUGUCAGCCCAGGAUACAGUACAUCUGACAAGAGUAAUAUAAACCUUUUGUGUGUACGAAGAGGGGAGACUGAUAGACACUUACCAGGAAUUCAUGUAUUUCCUGGAGGACACAUGGAAGCUGCUGACAGUAGUCCUGCAUGGAUUGAGUUGUAUCGGUCCUUUGGGUAUGAAGAUAACAGCUUUCACAGCAUAUCAACAGGUGGUGGAAUAGAACAUAUGCCUGACUAUAAGGAGUCGAGGAGUUCAUGUAUACCUGGCUGGAUGUCACUACGUUUAUGUGCUAUAAGAGAAACAUUUGAAGAAAGUGGAAUCCUGUUGUGUCGUAGCCCAAGUGCGGUUGAGCAAGGACUUCCUUUUGCAUCUUUCGUUGUUCUCAAUGAGCUUACUGCAUGGCAAAGUCGAGUGAGAGCAGAUCCGCGUCAAAUGUUGGCUUUGUGCCAUGCAGUUGGGUGUGUUCCCGAUUUGUGGGGACUUCACCUAUGGAGUAACUGGCUUACACCAACUCAACAACGCAUUCGUCACAAUUCGGUGUUCUUCCUUGCAAAUUUACAUUCUUUACCUCCGUAUGCUUUAGAUAAAUCUGAAAUGGAUGAGUUAAAGUGUUCAAGUGCUUGUGACCUUAUUGAACAAGCAGAAUCUAGAGAAAUUCGUUUUGCCAAUCCGCAGUUCUAUGAAGUUCUUCGUCUUUCUACAUUUAAAGACCAUCAAGCACUAGCUUCUUUUGCUUCUCUUAGAGCCCAACAUGGUUGUAUUCGUACUAUGCCUGUUCAAGAAAAAGUUAAAGAUGGUCUAUUGUGUAUUCUGCCAGGUGACUCAAAAUAUCCUCUAAAUAUUGAUUGUCAAACAUUCUCAGAAUUUGUUAAAAGGGACAAAUCCUUCGAAGAGCUGCGCAACCAAGUAAAAGAAGAAAAGGGAAUUUUACACAGGAUUGAAAUACCACGUGAUGGUCCAUGCCAAAAGGUUAUAACAGAAAAUUACAUCCCCCCACAUAAACAUGUGUCACCUAGCAGAGUGAAUUUUACUAAAAAUUCCAAUAAAAGUUCAUUGUGAGACCAAUA